UUAUUUUAAGGAAACAGCGAUCCUUUUACAGAUGACAGAUGCAUCUGCCUAAGCAAGCUCUGGCUAGGGGUUGGAGAAAGUCAAUUCUAACUUACACUCUCACAUCUCAUUUCAAAUUCUUACACUAGUUCAAUGUCUACCUACACCACCCCGUAGACUUAAUCACAAUGUCAGAACAACCACUCGACACAGCUCGUCACAUCCGCUACUGGCAACGAUGUCUUCGUUCCAUACUUCCUCACCACUACGUGACUAAUGACAGUAUCCGAUUAACACUAGGAUUCUUUAUAGUCGCAGCUCUCGACCUUCUCUCUUCAUCAUCAUCCUACUCUGAGCCGCCGAGCAACCCAGUUAAAGCCUCACUCAUAACUUUAGAAGACCGCAAACGCCUACGAGCCUGGGUCUUAUCACUACAACAUCCAUACGGCGGUUUCUGCGGAUCACCACACCAUGUCCUCCCAGAGAUAUAUACCACCAAAUGGGACCCUAUAAACCAAGUAGAAUCUGCACGCGACCCAGCCAAUGCGAAUUUAGCUGCCACGUACUUUGCCCUACUUCUGCUAGGUGUCUUAGCCGAAGAUGAUGGCACCAAUGCGUUUGAGGGCGUUCAUCGGAUAAAGACGCUUCGGUGGCUUAAGACGUUGCAAAGGGACGAUGGAAGCUUCGGCGAGCUAAUCGACGAGGAUGGUUAUGUAGCGGGAGGGAGGGAUAUGCGGUAUUGCUAUUUGGCCGCUACCAUUAGAUGGGCUCUGGGUGGGGCGGAGGCAGGGGAAGACUUCAACGUCGAUGCUCUUGUGGCGCAUAUUCGACGAGGACAGACUUUUGACGGUGGUAUGGGAGAGAGCUCUACGCACGAGAGUCAUGCUGGCUACGUAUACUGCGCCGUGGCCGCGUUGUCCCUUCUAGAUCUCGCGAACCCCAACACUGCUACAGAACCUAAUCGAUAUAUCAAUGCCGGCGUCCCUUCUAUACCUUCCCUGGUACACUUUCUCGCGUGUCGCCAAUUCGAUUACCUCGAUCCCGAUUCUAACGACGAGAAUGAGGAUUCCGAUAACCACCCAUUACCGGAUCUAUCUGCUCUAGCCUUGUCAGACACACCUCAACUAUCUGGUUUCAAUGGUCGUUUGAAUAAGGUUGCAGACACGUGCUACACGUGGUGGGUCGCCGGUACGCUAGCGAUGCUCGGUCAUGGCAAAGUCAUAGACAGAGAACCUGCAAGAAAGUUCAUACUAGAGAAGACCCAGCACAUGAUCGGCGGGUUCGCUAAGCAUCCCGGCGGCCCCCCAGAUGUAUACCACGCCUACCUCGGGCUGGCUGCUUUGGGCACAUUAGGUGCCCAAGCAGCUGACGGGAAGGAACCAGGGUUAGGUAAAUUCGACCCACGACUAUGCAUAGGUGUCGAAGCAUCCGAGCGGCUCACUAAGGCACGGGAGGCGUUGUUAAACCCCCGUGAUGACGGUCACAACGACGAUGACCUGCUGGAGGACAUGGAGGAGAUGAAGAAGGAGCUCGAUUGGGAUAACCUACAAGAUAAGAUUAAAAGGCUAGAGGCCAAGUACAACGCCGAGGGCAAGAAUCCUCUGCUCGAAAUGUUCAGGUGGAACCCUAGCCGUCCGCAAAAGUUGGACGACUUGCUUAAGGAAACGUAAUGGGGAUAACUAAAAAAACCUAGAUAUUAUCGUCCAAGUAAACUUUGAUACCCC
Messenger RNA from Annulohypoxylon maeteangense, 1703 nucleotides. RefSeq names its product terpenoid cyclases/Protein prenyltransferase. Gene Ontology annotation, cellular component: CAAX-protein geranylgeranyltransferase complex. The record is from RefSeq and is a predicted model, not a curated record. Bases 168 to 1649 code for a protein of 493 amino acids. The transcript has a single exon. Gene Ontology annotation, biological process: protein geranylgeranylation. Lineage: Eukaryota; Fungi; Ascomycota; Sordariomycetes; Xylariales; Hypoxylaceae. Gene Ontology annotation, molecular function: CAAX-protein geranylgeranyltransferase activity.